AUGGUGCUUUCUAAGUGUUAUGCAAUUGUGUAUUGCAAAUGGGAUGGUAUUCCAUUGGAAGUUUCUUCAGAUACUAUGAUGCGUGACCUCAAAAUAUAUGUUUGUGAUUAUUGGAGAAACUUGACUCCUCGGAGCAUAAGAUUUAGGCAUGGGCCGCAUGGCCAAGGAUCUGAUAAAGCUGUCAUCAACUAUGAUUAUUCUCUUCAUAGUCUAAUUGUUGUUACUUGUUCAAAGGAAUUGCCAAGUUUUGAUUUGUUCGUUGAGGAGGUUUCUAAUGGUGGUGCUUCUAGCUCUUCAUCUGGUAUUUCCACUUGGGAGGAUAUUUUUAAAGGUGUUGGUCAAGUUUUUCAUGGUGGUGUUGAUGAGGUUCGUUUAGCUGUCAUCAAAUAUUGCAGAAAUUCUGGUUAUUCAGUUGCAAAGGUUAAGAAUGACAGACUUAGGUUCACAGGAAUUCAAUGGGAGCAUAAAUGUGGUGGUGCUUAUAAGCUGAAAGAGCCCACUGUGAAGAGGAAAUUGAUAAAACAUCUGUUCAAGGAUCAAGUACAGUCAAAUCCGUCGAUAAAGCCUAAUGAUAUGGUUGCUCAGGUAAAGAGUUUUUACGGUAUUAACAUAAAAUACCAUCAUGCUUAUAAAGGAAAGGAAGCAUUUAAGGUAGAGAUAUAUGGCGAUGAUACAAAACGUUUUGAGAGGCUUUCCAUAGGUUUUUCUGCAUGUAUCGAAGGAUACCAGUUCAUUCACCCUAUGCUUUACUGUGAUGCAACAUUUCUCACUGGGAGAUUCAAGGGAACAUUGAUGGCUGCCACUGGUGUGAAUGGAAACCAAGGUUUCUUUCCUUUUGCGUUUGCUUUAGUUCCUUCAAAAGAUAUUGAAGGUUGGGAGUGGUUCAUGGAAAACUUGCAGCAUUGUGUCGACUCUCGUCCUAUCACCUUUAUCACUGAUCGUCAUGAAGGUCUGAAGCAAAGUAUUCCUAAGUAUGUUCCCAACCCUUAUCAUAGUUACUGUUUUUAUCAUUUGAAGAAUAACCUCCCCAUCAAGAAAGGACAUGAGAAAUAUAAAAAAGUUCUGGAUUUGUUCCAUAAAGCUGCAUACUACUACAGUGUUGCCAAAUAUGAGUCUGCUUUGAAUGAGAUGUGCAUCAUAGGAUGUGGUUGGGUUGCCAAGUACCGUAGAAAUAUCGAUCCGAAGCACUGGGCAAAUGCUUUCUUCGUAGGAUGUAGGUAUGGGACACACUCAUCAAGUAUUAUAGAGUCUUUCAAUAACUGGAUUCAUCGUGAAAGGGAUUUGCCUCCAGCUUCUCCUGUUGAUGAAAUCAGGAUAAAGAUUAUGAGGAUGAGUUCAGAAAGGCGUGAGCUUGGUAGAACCUAUCAUGAUAGUUUGACUCCCAUUUAUAAAGCUUUACUCAAGUCACAUGUCGAUAUAAUUCUUCCAUGGAAUGUUACUGAGUCAGGUAAUGGUAUAUAUGAGGUCCACUCUCCCAGCUCUCAUGUUGUUGAUCUGAUGCAUAUGACGUGCACUUGCCAGAGAUGGAAAGUGUUUGGUUUCCCCUGUUCUCACACCACUGCUGCUAUUACUAUGAAUGGUACUGAGAUUUUGAGGCCAGAAGCGUAUGAACCUGAAGAGAAAGUCCUUCCUGGUAUUCCAAGGCCACCUCCAGGGAGACCACCAAAGAAGCGUAUUCGCAAUGCUUAUGAGAAGGAGAGGAGGCCUAUGAAGUGCUCAAAUUGCAAGAAGAUUGGGAACCACAACAAUGCUACCUGUCGUGUAUUAAUGCUGGAGUAG
This is a messenger RNA of Papaver somniferum (opium poppy), 1779 nucleotides long. RefSeq lists its product as uncharacterized. The transcript has 6 exons. Lineage: Eukaryota; Viridiplantae; Streptophyta; Magnoliopsida; Ranunculales; Papaveraceae. Gene Ontology annotation, molecular function: zinc ion binding. The coding region runs from base 1 to 1779 and encodes 592 amino acids. The record is from RefSeq and is a predicted model, not a curated record.